UCCCGUGCUCCCUCCCGUCAAAACCCUCUCCGGUGGCGGCGGCGGCGGCGGCGCUUCCUCUCCGGCGAGGCCCUGCUCCUGCAUACCUACAAGUGCUCCCAGGGAACAUGGACGGGGCUUCUGCUGUCGAGCACGAGAUGAGCGAGAUCCCAGCUGGCAUCACCUCUGACGAACAAGCCAAUCCUGCUACCAAUGCGCAGGAAGAACCGGAGAUGCCAUCCGACGAGGAACUCAAGGGCCAAAUCAACGAGGAAUCCGGGGACCUGAACGAGGAAGCGCAGGCGAACGUGAACGAUGGGAAUGCGGAGGACCUCGAAGAGCCGGCGAACGUUGCGGGCGGGGAAGCUGGGGCGGAGCAGCUGGCUGAUGUGGAGAUGGAGGAGAAGAAGUGGCCGGGGUGGCCCGGGGAGAGCGUGUUCCGCGUGCUGGUCCCUGCCCAGAAGGUGGGCGCUGUCAUUGGCCGCAAGGGGGAGUUUAUCAAGAGGAUGUGUGAGGAGUCCAGAGCUCGCAUCAAGAUCCUUGAUGGCCCGCCAGGUGUUCCGGAAAGGACUGUAAUGAUUUCGGCAAAGGAUGAACCGGAUGCACUGGUUCCUCCAGCUGUUGAUGGUUUGCUGAGAGUACAUAAUAGAAUAACAGAUGGUUUAGAUGGUGAAUCUGAGCAGCCUCAGCGAGGUGCUGGUCCUGUAGGGCCAACACGUCUACUUGUGCCAGCUUCCCAAGCUGGCAGCCUGAUUGGCAAGCAAGGGGCAACCAUUAAAUCCAUACAGGAUGCUUCAAAAUGUGCUCUCCGCAUUCUUGAGAAUGUGCCACCUGUGGCAUUAAAUGAUGACAGAGUUGUCGAGAUACAAGGUGAACCCAAUGAUGUUCACAAAGCAGUGGAACUGAUUGCAAACCAUUUGAGAAAAUUUCUUGUUGACCGUAGUGUUCUCCCUCUGUUUGAAAUGCAGAUGAAAGUGCACAAUGUGCCCAGAGAACAACCUAUGCCUGCGCCUCAGCAGUGGGGUCCUCCUCCACCCUGGAGUCAUCCACCAAACAUUCCUCCCAGUGGCCCUCCUGGUUAUGGCGGGAAUCAACAUUUUAUGCCUCCACGACCACAAGAUAACUAUUAUCCUCCUCCUGAUGCACACCCUGUGGAAAAGCAACCACACUACGGGAUUUCUUCAUAUGGGCGUGAUGCACAUCCAACUGGCGCUCCUCCUUCCUCAGGGAAUCAACACCUACAACAUGGGUCUUCCCAAAUUGCCCAAAAGAUGCAAGUUCCUCUUUCCUAUGUUGAUGCUGUGAUUGGGUCUGCUGGUGCCAAUAUUAGCUACAUCCGCAAGCAUAGUGGUGCAACAGUAAGUAUUCAAGAAGGUGUUCCUGGAGAGAUGACGGUCGAGAUUGUAGGGAGUGCUUCACAAGUUCAAACUGCUCAGCAGCUGAUCAAGAAUUUCAUGGCUGAAGCUUCUCCGCAAGUUCCUCCACCUGGUCCUGCUCCCUCCCAACCACUUGACUCGAGCUACAACUCAUACCCGCAGUAUGGAGGACCGUCGUAUGGAUCCCCUCCAGGCAGUGCAGGUCCUGCCCCUCACAAUGGAGGAAGCUAUGGCGCGCACUACCCGCCAAACUACGGUUACUAGCUGUGGCAUCAAAAACUCUAGGGUUUAGUGACGUACUUGGUUUUGUUGUUCCGCCUGUUAAUCUGUUGAGAACGUGAGAGAUUAUUAGGUUUUCCGAUCUUCUGGUGGUGUAAACUCCUCUCUGACGCCAGUGACAACUGUUCUCUGAUACAUUGUUUACUUGCUUUUCGGCAUGCUGUAAACUUAGUCAUUAA
This is a messenger RNA of Lolium rigidum, 1813 nucleotides long. Its product is annotated as flowering locus K homology domain-like. Gene Ontology annotation, molecular function: mRNA binding. Gene Ontology annotation, cellular component: cytoplasm; nucleus. The coding region runs from base 108 to 1619 and encodes 503 amino acids. The record is from RefSeq and is a predicted model, not a curated record. The transcript has 7 exons. Lineage: Eukaryota; Viridiplantae; Streptophyta; Magnoliopsida; Poales; Poaceae. Gene Ontology annotation, biological process: regulation of gene expression.